This is a messenger RNA of Penicillium paradoxum, 1467 nucleotides long. RefSeq names its product DMT family transporter. The record is from RefSeq and is a predicted model, not a curated record. Lineage: Eukaryota; Fungi; Ascomycota; Eurotiomycetes; Eurotiales; Aspergillaceae. The transcript has 2 exons. Bases 1 to 1467 code for a protein of 488 amino acids. Gene Ontology annotation, cellular component: membrane.
AUGUCUUCAACCCCCGCAAAAUCCCCGCAGGGACCAUCACUCUCCAAUAACGACCCCAGCACAGAUCCCAAUAUGCUCACAGCACACGGUGAUUCGGCCUCACGGUCUGGCGACCAGGAUCAUCCAGAUUCCCCCCUGCCGAUCGUCCAAACUCAACCGCAAAUUCAGACUCGAGGCGAGCAUGCAUAUGAAUAUGAACAACACGAAUACAAUUGUGAAAGCGGUAGUGAAGUCGAAACCCAAGAACCAUUGACAGAGUCUGAGCCUCGUCCUAUAGAGGACUACGAAGACACUAUUGCUGCAGCUUCCCGACCCCGCCAUGCAUGGCAGGUUUGGUGGUUGCGCAAUAAGGGAAUGGGACUGGUUCUAUUGGCGCAGAUGUUCGCCGCUUCGAUGAAUGUCAUGACACAAGUCCUUGAGAUCCAUAGUGCCAUGCAUCCUUUCCAGAUCCUCUUCGCUCGCAUGUCCAUAACGGCAGUCGCAAGUUAUCUAUAUAUGUACUGGGCCUCAACACCCCAUCCACUAGGAACCCGUCCUGUUAGGGGCCUCCUCAUGCUCCGCGCGGUAUGUGGCUUUACAGGCGUCUACGGACUGUACUACUCUGUGCAGUACCUGCCGCUCUCCGAAGCAACCGUGAUCACCUUCCUUGCGCCGAUCAUGACCUGUUACGCAUGUUCGCUGCUCAUCCCCGGCGAGACCUUCUCCCGGAAGCAGCAACUAGCAGCACUGGUCUCCCUCGCCGGCGUCGUGCUCAUCGCCCGCCCCUUCAGCAAGCGUGAGCCGCACACCGCUAUCGCAACUCCAACCGCCGCUGCCACCUGGAUGCUGGGCCUGUCGGCCUCGGGGGCUGAUGAAACCCCCUCUGACACGGACUCUUACCACCAUGUCAUGGCGACGAUUGUCGCCUUUGUGGGUGUGCUCGGCGCCGCUGGCGCUUAUACCUCUAUCCGUAUGAUCGGCCGUCGGGCGCAUCCUCUUGUCUCAGUCACCUAUUUCUCGUCUGUCACUACUGUGAUCUCGUUCGUUGCUAUGGCAGUGGUGCCUUCGGUACCGUUCCGCUUGCCUAACACGGCGGUCGAGUGGUCGUUGCUGACGGGCCUCGGGGUUUGCGGGUUCUUGUUGCAGUUCCUGUUGACGGCGGGUUUGUCGUAUGUCCCACCUGCGUCGGUUUCCAAUGGCAAGCCAGUGUCGCAGGGGUCGCGUGCUACGUCGAUGGUGUAUACGCAGAUGCUUUUCGCGGUCUUUUACGACAAGGUUGUCUGGGGUAGUACACUUAGUCCUAUCAGUUGGGUUGGCUCUGGGGUUAUUUUGGCCUGUGCAGUCUAUGUGGCUACUGCGCAGGAAGGUCCUGCUCCCCGGAGAGAGGAGACUCCAGUGCAAGAAGAGUAUCGGGACUCCGAAGGGUACAAGGACGCCACUGACGAGGAGAGAGCGGAGGCGUCUGCAGGGCGAGAAUGUGGGCAUUGA